Messenger RNA from Durusdinium trenchii, 2068 nucleotides. NCBI's taxonomy places the organism in Eukaryota, Dinophyceae, Suessiales, Symbiodiniaceae. The record is from the annotation of a GenBank genome assembly.
CUUUAUCCUGAUAGCCCAUUGCACACAGGCAGCGGGUACUGUAGAGCACAUGAGCAAAUGUUUGAUCAGAUUCCAGCCAUUUCCAGCCAGUUUAACCACGAAGCAGAAAACGUCGUGGGGAAGACGUGGGUUGAUGGCUUCGGCGACUUCGCCCUCUCCUGGGGGCGGAGAUGACAUGGAGAGACCGUCAUCAUCCCCAGAGACGAUCGGAGAUCCUGAGUCCCCACCUGACUCGCCCACCAUUGAGAGCUUAGCGGAGGAAGCCGAUGAUCCUAGCUCUCCUGAAUCGGCAGCAGAGUCGCAAGAUCAAAGCAAGAGGAAGAAGAAGAAGAAGAAAGACAGGAGAAAUCUUGAGGGCAGGAGGCAGAUGUCCAGAUCUGGAGAACUCAAAACCGCCACUAGUGUGGAUCAACCAGAGGCGACGCGUUCCGCCGGUACAGGACUCGGGGCGGAAGAUAUAGCGAAGGUCGCAGUGGCCCCCAAUUCCAAAUUUGUGAAGCUUCAAUCUUUCUUGAUGAAGCAGCAAGAAGACAGAAGCGCUGCAGGGAGAAUAGAACGACUUAUGAGGUCUACAAAGUACGAUGUCGCAACAGGUGUCAUUAUCAUGGUGGAUGUUGGGUUGAAUUGGAUGGACAUCGACAUCAGGGCAUCUGGGCGAGAUACUCCUUUGUGGCUUGAUGUCUCUGCGACCGUUUGCUUGGCAAUCUACACCAUAGAAAUGAUUGCUAUAACCGUCCUUCAUGGCCGUCGAGUUCUUCAGGAUAAAUGGUUUUUGUUGGACGUGGUCAUUGUGGGAUCCGGUCUCCUGCAGCUCUUCCUGAGUGCCAUUGGAAUAUCUGUGGAUGAGGUCACGCUCUUGAGAAUUUUGAGAGUCGUUCGAAUCAUGAGGCUUUUUCGCCUUUUCCGCAAAUUCCGCUUCCUGAAGGAGCUGAGGAAGCUCUUGAAGAUGACAGGGCUUUGCUUCAAGACUUUGUGCUGGUCCUUCCUUUUUUGCUUUGUGAUCAUGACAUCGUGGGCCAUGCUCGCUGUGGAGUUGUUGAGCCCCUUGAUGCCAGAGAUGAUCGCAAGGGGAGAAUGGGAGGAUUGCGAGUUUUGCACCAAGUCCUUAACUUCGGUCUUGUAUGCGAACCUGUUGAUCUUCAAGACCGUGGUGGCUGGUGAUAGUUGGGGUGACGUGGCAGUGCCUUUGAUUGAAGCUGACCCAUGGGUGGCGACCGGAAUAUUCAUUGGCUCCCACCUCACCAUUGUCUUCGGAGUGCUUAAUUUGGUGGUUGCAGUUGUCGUUGAUACUUUUGCCGAACAGCGCAUGCGAGAUGUGACGACCAUGGCAAUGGAAAUGGAUGAAGAUGCCGAGGAGGACCUACGAGACCUUGACAAGAUGUUCCUUGAAAUCGAUGCCAACAAUGACGGAACUUUGACCUUCGAUGAGCUCCUGGAAGGUGCAAUGAAAGUUCGCGAGUUUCAAAAUCGGCUGCGCGUAAUGGACAUCGACCAGAACGAUUUGCAGCAACUCUUUUUGAUGCUUGACCACGAUGGUGGUGGAACUAUUGAUCCGGACGAGUUCAAGAAAACCUUAUCACGAUGGGCAUUUGACUCCAAGACCACCACGCGCUUCGUACGUUACAACCUCCAGCAGCUGAUGAAUGAUCACAGCACAGCUGCCACCAAGAUUGCUCAAAUGGAAAUGCGCUUAGAAGCGGCCAUUGCGUCGACCGAACGCAAUGUCCGCAAGAGGACCCACUUGUCUCACCGAAGAAGGAGACACCGUGGGUCCAACUCACACCCACAAGCAGGUGCACAAGGCGAAAAUGCGGACGCUGGGAACAUCACUGGCCAGCUGAGCAACCGGCAGAUUUGCCAAGUUUAAUAGCUAUCAGUGGGUGCCCGCCCGAAUUCGCCAAGCCCACGACGGCCCGCAAUGGGGGCCCACGGGUAGUUUUGGGUGUGAUGCAACAUGAUGCAAGCUCUUCCCAUCGAGUUGAUUCUGCUGCCCCCUUCUGUUUUGUUUUGGUGCCUCGGCAUCAGUCGGGCGUGCAGCAAGUUUGGCCUCCCAUUGAACCAUAACUUC